GUUUAAAGCCUCUGAUAUAAGUUCGUGUUUAUAUAAAAUUCGUGAUGAUAGUGUUAGAUUGAGGCAAUUCCUUAGUACAGAUAAUGUAGAUGGAAUAGAAGCCAUACUUUCAGAACGUGAAGGUCAUUCUCUACAUAAAAUCAUUGAUGGAGAUGAACCACUCUGA
Messenger RNA from Funneliformis geosporum, 166 nucleotides. NCBI's taxonomy places the organism in Eukaryota, Fungi, Glomeromycota, Glomeromycetes, Glomerales, Glomeraceae. The record is from the annotation of a GenBank genome assembly.